GCUGCGGCCGGUGUCGCGGGUGCGGCGACCCCGAGGUGCUACCUGGGCGUGACGGGUGGGCGGGCGGCCCGGGCGAGGGGCUCGCAGCCUGGGCGUCAGCGUGGUCAUGGCCGUCGUGGCUCCCGCCGCGGGCCUCGGCGCAGAGAUCCUAGGGCCGCGGCGCCGUUCUGGUCCCGCCAGUGGUGCCACCCGGCCGCCCCGCCGUCGCGUGCGGGGGUCGCCGUGGCGUGCUGCAGGCGCCUCCUUCCCGGCACCUGCUCAGCUGCUCCUCCCCGCGCCCCCACCUGGCUCCCGCGUGCGCCCGGGCAGCGCCCCAAACGGGCCGCCCCCGCCAGCCCUCGCUGCGCGGCCUGCGCCCCCUGCGCCGCCAGUACUGAUCCAGCUUCGCGGGGGAGACGCGCUCCCGCCUCCUGCUUUUAGCCGGGCCAGGAGGUCUGGGGCCCUUCCGGAGCACCCGGGAGCCACCUGUGCACUUCUCAGUCGCCACGGCCCCGGUGCAGGCCUGGCAGGAGAAGGAUCCCCGCGGAAAUGCCUCUACUAACUCAGCCCCUUUCUGCACACUCUGCUCUUCCCUGGGCGCGCUCUCGCCUCACUUAUUCCUGCGUGGUUCAGGCGCUGCGGAAGGAGAAGGCACCUAGACUGCACUGGGAAGGCUCCUGGAGUUGACCUGGAGCGCCAGGAAAGGUCAGUGGAGGAAAGUGCUCCAAGCAGAGGGAAGAGCUUGUGCCAAGGCCCUGAGACCCCGGCGGGGGAGCCUAAUAAUGGCAGGUAACAGUCAGCACUUGCCACGCGCGAGGCAUGUUCUCAGUGUGUGUCUUGUGUCAUUUCUGUGAUGCUUGCACAUCGUCAGGGGGUACCUACCACUGGAACCUCCUCUUUUAACAAAUGAGGAAACUGAGGCACACAGCGGUUAAGGGACUUACGCUAGGUCACACAGCAGUAGAGCUGGGCUGGGGCAGGGGGCAGCUCCUCAAGUGGAACCUGGAGAGCCCACGGGGCAAAUGGCGGAGGCUGGAGGGGCUGGCAAGGGAGGGACUGCAAAGGGCCUCACAGGGGCUAGACGAGGGCCCUGGGCACCACUGAUUAUGGUGCCCCCCCAUGUGGAUUGAAGAUUAAACCUCGAAGCAAGUGUAUAAUGCCCCCAAAAAUCACAUUUGGAAGUCAUCACUUCAAUAAAAAUUUCUAUAUUAAAUAAA
Pan troglodytes (chimpanzee) is the source of this 1196-nucleotide messenger RNA. RefSeq names its product basic proline-rich protein. NCBI's taxonomy places the organism in Eukaryota, Metazoa, Chordata, Mammalia, Primates, Hominidae. Bases 107 to 541 code for a protein of 144 amino acids. The record is from RefSeq and is a predicted model, not a curated record. The transcript has a single exon.